Siniperca chuatsi (mandarin fish) is the source of this 3137-nucleotide messenger RNA. Its product is annotated as ubiquitin-conjugating enzyme E2 H-like. Bases 258 to 809 code for a protein of 183 amino acids. Gene Ontology annotation, cellular component: nucleus. Lineage: Eukaryota; Metazoa; Chordata; Actinopteri; Centrarchiformes; Sinipercidae. The transcript has 7 exons. Gene Ontology annotation, molecular function: ubiquitin conjugating enzyme activity. The record is from RefSeq and is a predicted model, not a curated record. Gene Ontology annotation, biological process: ubiquitin-dependent protein catabolic process; protein polyubiquitination.
GGUCGCCGGAGGUUGAUGUCACUGGCAGAGGGAGUCUUCAGGACAGGACUCAACCAGGCAGAGCUGGUCAGGGAAACACUCAAGAUCCACUGAGAGGAGAAAAAAGUGGGCGAUGUUGCAGCUAGGAUCUUGUUUAUGGACAGUGUGGGAAGGCUGUUGAUACAGUCCAGAGGGCUUGUAGGUAUUUUCAAGCUGAAAGGUUGAGGUAGCCUCAUCGCUGCAGUAUUUUUAGAUCACUUCUGAAAAGGAAUACAAAAAUGUCGUCUCCAAGUCCGGGCAAGAGGCGAAUGGAUACCGACGUGGUGAAACUCAUUGAGAGCAAGCAUGAGGUCACCAUCCUCAGUGGACUCAAUGAGUUUGUGGUCAAGUUCCACGGACCACCUGGAACUGCGUAUGAAGGAGGCGUGUGGAAGGUCCGAGUGGACCUACCAGAUAAGUACCCCUUCAAAUCACCAUCAAUAGGAUUCAUGAAUAAAAUCUUUCAUCCCAACAUUGAUGAAGCGUCAGGAACAGUGUGUCUAGAUGUCAUUAACCAGACAUGGACAGCUCUCUACGACCUCACCAACAUCUUUGAGUCGUUCCUUCCUCAGCUGCUCGCCUACCCCAACCCCAUCGACCCUCUGAACGGGGACGCAGCUGCCAUGUACCUGCACCGGCCAGAGGAUUAUAAACACAAGAUCAAAGAGUACAUCCAGAAGUAUGCCACAGAGGAGGCUCUAAAGGAGCAGGAGGAGGGAGGGGGUGACUCCUCUUCCGAGAGCUCCAUGUCAGACUUUUCGGAGGACGAGGCUCAGGACAUGGAGUUGUAGUGAAGGGGGGGAGAUCCCGUCCCCUUCACCUCACAACAGACUGUCAUUUCCUAAAGAGCAGAAACUCAGUACUAUAUUCAUAUUUAAACAAGACAUUUUUUUACAGCAACACAAGGAUUUGUAUUGCUACACAAGGAUUUGCAGUGUGAUAUUGCAGAAUAUGAACCCUUACUUAGGAAUUUAUAACCACCUGCCCUUCGCCCUCCUCUUCGCCCCGAGAGCCUGUUUAGAUCAGAAAGGAGUGCAUCAUUUAUUUCCAUCUCUAGUGGCUUCAGUCAAGGCUUUCACACUGUUUGAAGUCCAGCCUGAGCAGUGAGACCAACGCAGGAGGAGGACUGACAUAACAUGCUGAAGUUAGUUUUUUUCUUAUCUUUAUUCAACAUUUUACCAACAGAGGACUGCAGGAUGACAAUCCACGGUUUCUGAGCGGUGUCAGCUUCAAACGAGGGUGGAUUCGCAUUUUUGUGUCACCUUUCAUUCUUUGGACACUGCUGCCCCGAGGAGUUGCCAUUACAAUCAUCACUUCCAGGGAGCUGAAGACUAGAAGGACACAGUGCCUUCGCGUGUUCACCGUGUGCAGACUGGUGUGACUGCAGACGGCCUCUCUGACAGGACCGCCCUCGGUGCAACCCUGCUGACACGUCACACACCAUCAAACAACCAAUGCUUCAACCAAGACAACACCACAGCGUGUGUUUGUGUGUUUGUGUGCAUGCAUGAAUGUAAUCCAGGGAGAAUCAUGGCGUAUUGAUAAUCUCUGUUGUACUGACUCCUGAUGCUCAGCAGAAAUCAGGAGAAGGUUUACAGUCCUGAUCCUUCUCCUCUUCAGCACCCAUCUCCUCCUCCUCCUCUCCGUUUUAGGAAAGUGUUUGAGUAUCUUUGUAUAUUGUGGCAUGACCCAGAAGUAAAGUUGUGUAGGGCUUUGUGGAGCUGUAACACCGUAGACAUGGGGAGGACGCCUGUGUGCAGGACCUCUGUGAGCCAGGGCGGGUUUGGUGGGGUUUAUCCAGGUCCUUGUUGAAUUGUUGAACUUCUUAACUUUGCCUAUUGCUUGUGUUGAACUAUAAUAGGUGUUUGACUUGCGUAGGGAUAGUUAGCUGUUUUUUGGUUUUUUUUGCGGGUGGUGAAUCCUAUCAUAAUGUAUGGUUUAAUACUUAUAUAACACACUAGUUUAAAGACUUAUUGUCCUGUAAAGAUAAGGAGUUAAUACAUCUUUGUCUGUGGGAUGACUCUUUGUUGAAUCAAAUCCUCCAAAGACAUGUUACACCCCUGCUCCCCCUUCUUAUGCAAAUGUGUCCAUAAAAGAUGAUUUACGUUAUCAGACAGAAGUGCUCUUUGUUUCAGCUAUUCAACACUGUCGCAUUUACUGUUUUAUGCUGUUGAUGGUCUGUUGUUUUCCAAAUGGUGGGACCAAAAUCUAAUGGAUCUACAAGCUUAGUUUCAUAUCUAGGAAGGAAAUCCUCUUCACACUGGAAGAGUUUACACCGAGGUUAAGUGAGAAGAUAAGUGAAUAAUGUUCCUCAAAGUGUCAAACUCUUGAGUGGCCAUCUCAGAUUAGUUCAAACUUAAAUUCAGGCACAGGUUUCUUCUUCUUCAGAGGACAGUUUAAAAGCUUGUGUCCUGGUUGUGCGGAGGAGGCGUUACAAGAGCACUGACAGUUAACUGUUAAAUUUUAUGAUGGCACGCUGGCCUGUGUUUUAGCCCGGGCUUGAAGCCUGAUAUAUGAUUGUAACAUGCACUCAUCCCAUUGCAGAUUAGUUUGUAUAAUGUUAUUUCUGGAAGGAAACAAAAAUUAGAAUCUUACUUUACUGCCGUCAAAAUGGGCUUUUUCUUGUUUGGAGAAAAAUGGAUUAGAAUCAAAAAUUGAAUUAAUAAUCCCUUUAUCAUUUUUUAAAAGUAAUAUCAGGAUCUCUUCCAUGGUGUCUUGCAAGAGGGUUUACUUUCAUUUAAGAAUUAACAUAGGUUGGUAAAACUAGCAUGUCACAGUUUUUUUGACAUGGCAUAAACAAUGUAUCUGUUAAAUAGUUAAAGUGGCUCUAAUUAGCCUUUAACCAAAUAUAUGUUGGUGUAGGUCUUAGGACGACAUGGUGUCACAGUCAGUUGUCAUUUGCAACACUGUCCAGCCUUGUUGUUUGUUAUUAUCUGGAUUCAUCAGUGUAUUAUGUAUUUUUUUAUUAAUGACAUAUAUUUGAUGCCUAUAAUUUGUUUGAAUGUUUUUAUUUUUAUCUUUUAAGCCCAAGUCGAGAUUCCUGAUUUUUAAAAAGCAAAAAAUGAAUAAAUGUGCUUCCCUUGUAACUUGAAGAAGGAAAUAAACAACACAAAAAUAUA